Messenger RNA from Fukomys damarensis (Damara mole-rat), 2071 nucleotides. It is a transcript of the gene Tsnax, whose product is annotated as translin associated factor X. The record is from RefSeq and is a predicted model, not a curated record. Lineage: Eukaryota; Metazoa; Chordata; Mammalia; Rodentia; Bathyergidae. Bases 384 to 1151 code for a protein of 255 amino acids. Gene Ontology annotation, cellular component: cytoplasm; nucleus. Gene Ontology annotation, molecular function: RNA endonuclease activity; RNA binding; sequence-specific DNA binding. The transcript is spliced from 6 exons.
CCCUUGCUGCGCUGGCUCGCUAGGGCUGGUCCCCGCUGUCCCAGGCGCUCGGCCGCCUUCAAUGUCCGCACGUUGCAGCGAAGGCCGAUCCGACAUGAGCAACAAAGAAGGUGGCGUCCCCGGCGGCGCGGGGCGGCCUCCUCGCAAGUGGGGGCCCUCCAGCCUUUUGUGCAGCAUGCCCUCCUCACCCUCUCUCCUUGCCCGCUCGGGGCGACUGUAGGGCAUUCCCGCCAGAUUGGCUUUACUUGUACCCCCCUUUUCUUAAAUCUCGGAGUUGUACGUUCAUCCAGUUCGGAUCAGGAGGGUUCAGAAAGAGGAAACAUGACAACUUCCCCCAUAACCAAAGAAGAGAUGGGAAGGAUGUUCAUUCAUCUUCUCCCGUGAUGUUGGCCUUCAAAUCGUUUCAGCAGGAGCUGGAUGCAAGGCAUGACAAAUACGAGAGACUUGUGAAGCUCAGCCGAGAUAUAACUGUUGAAAGUAAAAGGACAAUUUUUCUCCUCCAUAGGAUUACAAGUACACCUGACAUGGAAGAAAUAUUGACUGAAUCAGAAAUUAAAUUGGAUGCCGUCAGACAAAAAAUAUUACAGGUGGCCCAAGAGCUGUCAGGAGAAGACAUGCAUCAGUUCCAUCGAGCCAUUACCACAGGACUGCAGGAAUAUGUGGAAGCUGUCUCUUUUCAACACUUCAUCAAAACACGGUCAUUAAUCAGUAUGGAUGAAAUUAAUAAACAGUUGAUAUUUACAACAGAAGACAGUGGAAAAGAAAACAAGACUCCCUCCUCUGAUGCACAGGAUAAGCAGCUGGUCACGUGGAGCCUGAAAGUCACACCUGUUGAUUACCUCCUGGGAGUGGCCGAUUUAACUGGAGAAUUGAUGCGGAUGUGUAUUAACAGUGUGGGGAACGGGGACAUUGACACCCCCUUUGAAGUAAGCCAGUUUUUACGCCAGGUUUAUGAUGGGUUCUCAUUCAUUGGCAACACAGGGCCUUAUGAGGUUUCUAAGAAGCUGUAUACCUUGAAACAGAGCCUGGCUAAAGUGGAGAAUGCUUGUUAUGCUCUGAAAGUCCGAGGUUCAGAGAUUCCAAAACAUAUGCUGGCAGAUGUGUUUUCAGUUAAAACAGAAAUGAUUGAUCAGGAAGAGGGCAUUUCUUAGAAUAGUAUCACUCAGCUAUUCUCUUAUGAAUUCCUGAGAGAGACCAGUUUUUAAGUCUAUUACUUAGUGUUUCAUUUGAUUUUGUUGUGGCUUUUACGUAGAAAUGUUUUCAGUUGUACUUGUUUUAAAUUGUAAACAAGCUGUAUAUAAAAUGAUCCAAAGGAAUACUUUUUUAUUCAUGAAAAUUUGCUUACAACUGUUUGCAUAUAGGCUCAUUUGAAUUUUUGCUAGCUAACCUUUAUCAUUUAUUGAGUUGUGUGAACAUGCUUCCGAUUGUACUUUCUGCCGUAUCUAUUUUAAUUUACUUUGUGUGAGUUUUAGAGUGAUAAAGCCAUUGAAGUUGGUGAUUUUCUUAUAUAUAGAAAAGAUUUCUCAGACUCUGGGCUUGAACUUCCUAUUUAAAUUUCUUAGUUAUUUGCUUAGCUUUCAAAAUAGGUUUAAUCCAUGGAGCAGUUAAAAUUAAUAUUUUGAAGUGUAAAUUUUGAAAUAUUAUAGUAAGGAUUCAUAUAAAAUUCUGGCUAAUUUUAGGCCACUUUGAAUUUAUAUGAAACAACCUUCCAGAAAAAUUGACAUAUACCCUGGUGUUAGUUUCACUGUUUAUGUUUUGUCCUUUUAUCACAGAUAAUCUGAUGGGAAUUAGAGCUAACAGUAUAAUAUUUCUAAUUGAUAAAGUUGAGUUAAAUUGUAUAUUUGUACAUACAACUGAAAAGCUUUCAGUAGUAACUUUUUUCUAGCAUAUCUUUUUGGUCAUUGUAUUAGGCAUGUUUGGAGGCUUUCUUAUUCUUGCAUCUAUUAGAAGUUAUAUUUAAAUAUUAUAAUGAAAUUUGGAAACACUAAGCUAAUCCAAACCCUUAUAAUUAUCCAUGGUGUUAAUUGAUAAAGUUGCCAAAGAACAUGCAUUAUGUACAAUUCAGCAAUAA